Messenger RNA from Prorocentrum cordatum, 387 nucleotides. The record is from the annotation of a GenBank genome assembly. NCBI's taxonomy places the organism in Eukaryota, Dinophyceae, Prorocentrales, Prorocentraceae.
GAGCCCCCUCCAUGCCCGCCGCCCGUCAAGCGCGUCGCCUGGGCGGACACCUACGACGCGGACUUCCCUCCGCGGGCCCCCGACGCCGCCGCUGACACCAUCGGCGAGAACAUGCCUGCGGCCAACAGCUUCGAGCCCCGCGUCGACUCCAUAGAGCCGGGUGCGACCCUCGAUAGCACCCUCCACGCAUUCGAGAAGCGGACCCUAGAUAAGCUGGACGAAAAGAUUCUCGCGGGCUUCGAACUUCUGUCGGCUUCCAGCGCCAAGCAGCUGCCCACCCUUUUCGCUGCGUCGGCCACGCCCGUCGCGGACUCCCUCCAGAGUCAGGUCGCCAAAGAGAUCGUCGACAUCCGCUCCGACCUUGCCGCCGCGACUCGCAUAUUCUGA